CCUCUCAAUUUGUUCUUCAUUCAAUUCAAAAACAUACUCCACCUCUAGCUUCCCCUCAGCUGUUCUUCCUCGUUCUCCCUCUCUCUGCAACUAUAUAUUCCAAAACAAAUAUCAAGUGCAUCCGUAUCCAAUUUUAGCUGUUCUAAUUAGUCUUAUCCUCCGAUUUCCGUUUUCUUUUCUCUGAAUUUCGUUUCUUGGGCUACUGAAUAUAGCUUCAGCAACAAACCAUUGACAACUUUAGCAGCCCCGCUGAAGAUAGAUUGUCUUUCAUGUUCCUGGGUUCUCGUUUCCUUGACUCUCCAAUUUGUUCUUCCUCUUCUGAGACUGUUGCUGGUGCUGCUGCCGCCGCCAAUUUGACAGUUUCUGCUUCGUUAACUUCUCUUCUCACUCUGAAAUGUCUUGACUACUCUCGUUCCUAAAAUGAACUAAAGUUUUCCCACAAAUUGAGAAUCUUAAAUUACCGGCUUAUUUGCACCGACCCGCCGGUGAUACUCCCCGUCACAAAUUAGUUGUGUUGGAUAUUCUAGUUCACGGUAUAACCAUGGAGAACGCCGGGAAUUGGGAGAAAAAUGCUUUGCUGAACGAGCUAAUCCAAGGGAGGGAGCUUGCGCUGAAGCUGCAAGUCCUUGACUCAUCUUCGUCCGCGGAGAUGCGCGAAAUGUUGGUGCAGAAGACACUAACUACCUUUGACAGGGCUUUGUCGAUACUGAAAUGGAAUGGGCUGGAAACAGAGACUCAACCCAUGGAAAUUGUCGCCGGUGGCAUGGUUGACUCCCCGCGCUCGGAUAGCGCAAGCCCGAGAAGCGAUGAUUCAGACCGGCCUUUCAAGGAUCAGGACCGAAGAGAGAUCUCAAAGAAGAGAAAAGCAUUGCCCCGGUGGACGGAACAAGUGCGCAUUGGAUCGGGGGUAGGACUUGAGGGGCCUCUGGAUGGCUAUGGCUGGAGGAAGUAUGGCCAGAAAGACAUCCUUGGAGCUAAAUAUCCAAGAGCCUAUUACAGGUGCACCCAUCGUAACCUUCAAGGCUGUUUGGCCACUAAGCAAGUGCAAAGAUCAGAUGAAGACCCGUCUGUCUUCGACAUCACAUACCGAGGAAAUCACACAUGUAACCGGGCAUCCCAUCUAGUUCCAGCAUCGACAUCUGCUGACAAACCAGAGCAAAAACAGAACCAAGAUCAUCUUCAUCCACAAGAACUGCCAAACCAACAAAAUCAAAUUCAAUCACAAGAGAUCCUCUUGAACUUAAAUACUGGACUCAAUGUCCAAACCAAUGGCUUAGACUCUGGGGAGAUGAUGUCUUCUUCUUUCUCCUUCACUUCUACAUCCAUUGGAUGCUUAAAAACUGAGAACCAUAUCUUCUCUCCUUCUACACUUGAUAACAAUUUUAUGGGCAGUUAUUCUCCUUCCUUCAUUUCCCCUGCAACAUCCGAAUCCAACUACUUCUCUAUGUCGCCCUGUCGAAUGAACAGAUUACAGGGGGGGCAUAAUUUGCAGACUUCGGAAUCUGAUCUCACAGAAAUAAUCUCAGCUGCUACUUCAGCAACGAAUUCUCCUAUUGUGGACUUGGAUUUCCCCCUUGGUCCUGGGGAUUUUGACACUAAUUUCCCAUUUGACACUUCUGGGUUUUUAUUAUGAAGAAAAACCAAUGGUAUAAUAGAAAAGAAAAAGUUAAACACAGAUGCUCUUAAGUGGUUGGCACUGGUGCAGUUGAUCAUAGAUAGACUAUCCAGGAGGGAUACCCGUCUGUCAGAGUUGGUACAUGAAAGAACCUCCUUUUCGUGGGUAGAUGAAGAUCAUAGCUGUGUAGCAAGUAUUUUCUUUUCCUAUCUUUGUCUGAUCUUGUACAAUUAGGUUAUUUGUAACCUAUAGAAUCGGCUGAUAUUAUCUAAUCUUAUUUUGUCUUCAACUGGAUGAAAAGUUGAGUAA
Nelumbo nucifera (sacred lotus) is the source of this 1924-nucleotide messenger RNA. RefSeq names its product putative WRKY transcription factor 41. Gene Ontology annotation, molecular function: DNA-binding transcription factor activity; transcription cis-regulatory region binding. Gene Ontology annotation, biological process: regulation of DNA-templated transcription. NCBI's taxonomy places the organism in Eukaryota, Viridiplantae, Streptophyta, Magnoliopsida, Proteales, Nelumbonaceae. Gene Ontology annotation, cellular component: nucleus. The record is from RefSeq and is a predicted model, not a curated record.